GUUUCAGAGUGUGGAAAGAAAGACGAUUUCUAGAGAGAGAGAGAGAGAGCGCAAAGGAAAAGGCUCACCUUCUCACAAAUUCCAUAUUCCACUUGGGGGAAGGGGAAGGACAACAAAACAGUAACGACAAAAAGACUCCUCCACGCAUUGUCGACAACGUAGCCAUGAACAAGUCCUUCCAAACAAGAUAGUAGCUUUAAUUAAGCCAAGUUGAAUUUUUUCUGCGACACAAACAGAGGAAACCCCCAACCCCCCCACCCAAAAAAACCCAUAAGAUCAGCUCCGUGUUCUUAGAGAGAUAUUAGAGAAGCAAUCUUCGGAAUUCUCAAGGGGGUCUAUGUGGGUUCUUGAUCAAUUACAAAACCCAGUAAGGAUUUGGCUAGUUCCGGUUCCGUUGUUGUGAUCGUUAUAAAGCACCAAUGUUUCAAGAAGAAGGGUCUUCGUCUGUUACUUCAUCACCUCUCCAAUUAUUUUCCAUGAUGUCACCUCCACCAAGCUUAGGAUCACCAUACCCGUGGCUUAAAGAACUUAAAUCCGAAGAGCGGGGUUUGUACUUGAUCCACCUAUUGCUCACUUGUGCAAACCAUGUUGCUGCCGGUAGUCUUGAAAAUGCAAAUAUUGCCCUUGAGCAGAUCUCCCUACUUGCUUCUCCUGAUGGUGAUACCAUGCAGCGCAUGGCUGCAUACUUCACUGAAGCGCUUGCUGAUAGAAUCCUAAAAGCUUGGCCUGGUCUUCACAAAGCCCUCAAUUCCACUAGAAUAUCUCUGGUGUCGGAAGAAAUUCUUGUUCAGAAACUGUUUUUUGAGAUGUUUCCCUUCUUGAAGGUGGCCUUUGUGCUCACAAACCAGGCCAUUAUUGAAGCUAUGGAAGGGGAAAAGGUGGUUCAUAUCAUUGACCUGAAUGCUGCUGAACCUGCCCAAUGGGUUGCUCUUAUUCAAGUUUUGAGCACACGACCUGAAGGCCCACCCCAUUUGAGAAUCACCGGGGUCCAUCAACAGAAAGAGGUACUGGAUCAAAUGGCAUAUAGACUGACCGAAGAAGCUGAAAAAUUGGAUAUACCAUUUCAGUUCAAUGCUGUGAUUAGUAAAUUAGAUAAUCUGGAUUUUGAAAAGCUCCGUGUGAAAACCGGGGAGGCUCUAGCAAUCUGCUCAGUUCUCCAAUUGCAUUCCUUGUUGGCCUUUGAUGACGAACUCUUGAGAAAGAAAUCCCCAGUAGCAUCAAAGAAUCUGAAUGGAAUUCACUUACCUAGAGUCCUGCAGAUUAACCAAAGCACACUUGGCGAGCUGCUCGAGAAAGAUUUAGUUAAUGGGCAUAGCCAGAGUCCCGAUUCAGCCUCUUCAUCACCCAUAUCCUCAAAUCCUUCAGCAAAGAUGGAUAACUUUCUUAAUGCCUUGUGGGGUUUCACACCAAAGCUCAUGAUAAUAACAGAACAAGAUUCUAACCACAAUGGAUCAACUCUAAUGGAGAGGCUUUUAGAAGCUCUUCACUCCUAUGCAGCAUUGUUUGACUGUUUGGAGUCUACUGUGCCGAGAGCAUCAUUGGAGAGAUUGAAGUUAGAGAAGAUGCUGUUUGGGGAGGAAAUUAAGAACAUUAUAGCAUGUGAAGGAUCUGAGAGGAAAGAAAGGCAUGAAAAGCUUGAGAAGUGGAUUCAAAGGUUUGAUUUGGCUGGGUUUGGGAAUGUGCCUUUAAGCUAUUACGGUAUGUUGCAGGCAACAAGAUUGUUGCAAGGUUUUGGUUGUGAUGGGUAUAAGGUCAAGGAAGAAAACGGUUGUGUAGUAAUAUGCUGGCAAGACCGAGCCUUGUUUUCAGUAUCGGCUUGGAGGUGUAAAAGAUGAGAUUUUAAGAAAAUACUGAUCUCCCAGGUUUUAGUACUUGUUCUUUCCUUUUUUGUGUGAAAGAAUUUUGUUAGCCUGCAAUUGAAUACUGUUAAGAGUGUUCUAAAUGGUCUUUCACUUAGCCAGCCUAAAAAACAGGCUGCCUUCUUUUAUUACCUAAAUACAGAAUUUGUUUAAUUCUUCUCAUUUUAUAUCUAAUGGAAACUUUAACUAA
Molecule: messenger RNA, 2049 nt
Organism: Juglans microcarpa x Juglans regia
Lineage: Eukaryota; Viridiplantae; Streptophyta; Magnoliopsida; Fagales; Juglandaceae
Product: scarecrow-like protein 3
Exons: 2
Coding region: 420-1835 (471 amino acids)
Biological process (GO): response to gibberellin; regulation of DNA-templated transcription
Cellular component (GO): nucleus
Molecular function (GO): DNA-binding transcription factor activity; sequence-specific DNA binding
Source: RefSeq, a predicted model, not a curated record